AGUUACCCUUGGAAGUGCUUGUUAACGAUAAAUAUUUGACAAAAAUUCGUACAAUUAAAAGAUGUUUCAGUCACCUGAAUAUUGUAAAACUCUGUCACUGAAAUUAUCUGAGGUAUUAGACGAUGUUGGUGUUAAUGAGGAAAUGGUGAUGAAAAGAAGAAGAAUAUUCAUGCUGAGUGAGAGUUUAGCAACGAUUACAUGCAGAUCAUGUGGUAUAAACGAAACUGAAUAUUAUCUUGGGAGUCAGUCUGAAGGAACCACUACUAUAGAACUUGAUUCAGAUCUUGAUAUGGUACUUGUAGAUUAUGAUUAUAAUGUGAUACAAGACUGGGCAGAGUGGGAACAAAAUAAGAAAAAUCUUCUUAUGAUACAGGGUGAAAAUGUAACACCAGGAUAUUGUUUUCUACAAUUACUUCAAUCUGAUGAACCUCUUUUUGAGACAAACAUUCCUGAUGAAAAUUACAUAAGAGACAGCAUUGGGAGAAUAUUAUUAAGAAAUACAUUAGUAACACCUUUAAUUGAAGAAAAUGUUGAGCGACACGGGCCAUCAAAUGCUUUCUCCGGAGAUAAUGGAUACUCCGACAAUGACAUUGUAAUUGCUUUCCCUUGUGAUUCAAAGCUUCAAUCAGUAUCACUAUUUCUAGAAAGACCCGGUGUUAUGAGGUGGUUAUCAUCUGAAUGUGUCAGAUAUUCAGCUAGCUGUGUUUGUUUUGUUGUGGGCACAAGUAGUAAGAUUGCUACUUAUCCAGAAUUAGAGUGGAGAAUAUCUACUUCUCUACCAGAGAGAUGUUUGAUGUUUAAUCUAAAUAUUACGCAAUUACAAUGCUAUGUUUUAAUGAAAAUAAUUUUGAAAUCCUUUGUGAAUGCACAAAAUGUGAGAGUUAUUUCAAGUUUUAUGUGUAAAACCGUUUUAUUACAUUGUAUAGAAAAUACAGAGCAAAACAUAUGGAAAAGGGAUAAUCUUUUUACAUGUUUAUCAUACUGCUUGCUUGAACUUCGUAGCUGUGUUCAAAAUGAAAAUUGCCCGCAUUUCAUUAUUUCUGAUAACAACUUAAUGGCCGGACAAUUUACAGCUGAAGAGAAGCGAGACGUUUUACAGAAAUUAUGUGACAUAAUACAGAGCGAUGGUAGAUUUUUACUACGAAUAAGCAUGGAUAAUAUUAGCGAGAGACUACAAGUCAAACUGAGUACAAUUGUUCAUUUUGCGUGUAGUUUUCAAACCUCACUGGAAAUAUAUGAACAAUGGUCGUCUAAUCUUUUCAUCAGCUUCAUGAAACAGAUAAGCGGAUGGCUAUUACUAAUUUUCAACUAUUUGUCAAAUGGCCUCAUAUGUAAUCCCAAACAAAUUAUCUUAAAGCUAAAAUACUACAGUGUAGAGGGAAAUAGACUUGAACAGCUUGCAAGUCGUUAUCUGGCACCAUUUCUUUGUUCUACACUAGGUCUUAUUAUGGCGUCAUCAAGUAUUGGACAGAAUAAUCCAGUUCAAUAUGAAGCACUAAAGUGGCUUACAUUGGGUUUGAACUCAGAUGUCACAUCUGGCAGACUUAAACUAGCUUCUAUGUUCUACUGUGCAGGUGAUAUGGAUAGAGCAGAGUUCAUACUGAGACAAACUAAAAGUCGGUAUAAUUCUACUGUUGUUGAACAUGUAUGUGGCUGCUGGGAACUUCCAGGGGAAAGUCGGUCUGCGGAAUUUCAGAGAAAAUGCAGUGAAUUAAGUGAAAAUUGCAUCAAUAGUAUCACAUCAUGUUGUGUCAUAUUCAUGCAGACAGAAGUAAAUUGUGUGCCUCGAGAAUUGCGGUAUGAAAUGAUGAGAUCUACUCAAGAUGAUUUGCCAUAUAGAAGUAUGAAUGAAAAGUCUUGGAUGGACCAUGCUGUUGUUGAUUCCCUCCCUUAUCUCUACUUUUUACAAUACAAGACAUACGGUCAUCUACAAAGACAUCAAGAUCAGCAACUGGCACUUAGUAACCUUGUGAAGGUUACCUUUACAGGAAGAAACUUUGGUCAUAAGGAGACAGCUCUCAAUCUUCUCGGUCAAUGUAUGGAACAAGCGGACAAACCAAGGGCAGCCUCACAGUGCUAUUUGCUUUCUCUUCAACAAAGAGAAAGAAACAAUGCGGCAAAAUUUCAUAUUUGUAAUUUACUAAGAAAGUAUGCGUCGAACAUGUAGAGUUCCCUCUACAAGUUAAAUGACGGGGUUUGAGUUAGAUGUAAGAAAGUAUGUUAACUUGCGCAUAUGUUGUUUCUUGUUAGGUUGCUAACAAAAUUUCUGUAAGUUUGAAGUUAUAUCACAGUAUUCUAGUUUGCCGUAUUAACAAACAAACUUAAGUUGAACUGUUAUCAUAUCAUCAUAACUAACAUUAUAUAUUUCUUAAGUACAAAAAUAUGAUAUAAUUUAUUCAAUGGUAAAAUCAUUGCUGAAAAUACAAUUCAUUUAUUUAUUAUGUGUCCGCUUUUUUGUUUCAAGUUUUUUGUUGGCUUUUAUGUCAUACAUGUACAAUUUGGAACCCAGGUGGAGUCACAUAUAUCUUAUUUAAGUUAUCUGAAUAGUUUCCUUACGUGAACAAAUUGAACGUACCUGGCAGGAUUCGAACUGUCUGCAUUGAUUAAGCAUUUUGAUAUAGAUAUAAUGAUUAUUACUAUCAACGUUGAUAACCUUAAUGACCUUGUAGUAACUUGCCCCUCAACGCUAUGUUUCAAUACAGCCAUCGAAGCUAUGAGCCAUCUAACUAACAGAGUGUGGGUAGCUUUUUUCUGGAGCCCAUUCGUGCCAGAAAUAAUGCAAGAAAAAGCACCAUCGGUUAGACUGGAAUAACGUGAUAUGACCAUGUCAGGGUCGAUGGAAAUACAUCAUUAAUCAGUAUUAAUAAACAGUAAUAAAAGCAAUACAUUGUAUAA
Molecule: messenger RNA, 2895 nt
Organism: Ruditapes philippinarum (Manila clam)
Lineage: Eukaryota; Metazoa; Mollusca; Bivalvia; Venerida; Veneridae
Exons: 2
Coding region: 62-2167 (701 amino acids)
Source: RefSeq, a predicted model, not a curated record